This is a messenger RNA of Entamoeba dispar SAW760, 597 nucleotides long. RefSeq lists its product as uncharacterized. The transcript has a single exon. NCBI's taxonomy places the organism in Eukaryota, Evosea, Mastigamoebida, Endamoebidae. The coding region runs from base 1 to 597 and encodes 198 amino acids. The record is from RefSeq and is a predicted model, not a curated record.
AUGCAAAAAUAUAUUAUGAAAAUUUAUUUAAAAAUCCCUCAUGAUAAAGCAUGGAUUAUUAGAAGAGAAUUUGUUAGAUCAAUGGAAUAUGUAAUUGAUAAAAUCUUUGAUGAAGAUGUUGAUAAUGUAUAUAAUCAAUAUAUUGAACUUACUCAUGAUGAACAAAAACAAGUUAUUGCUGGAUGUAUUGAAAUAUUACCAACAAUCAUUAGAAAUGAAAGAAUCCAAUAUAAAAUGAAAGAAUUAAAUUUUAUUGAUAUAUUUAGAAAACUUACAAAUUUUAAUGAUAAUGUUGAUGUUUGUCUUAUUAAGAUAAUUCCUUAUCUUAUUCAAUUAUAUCCUGAAGAAGAAGAAUAUUUUCUUAAUCUUAUGGAAAAGAGUUGUGAUUCAAUAGAAGAAAUUAUGAGAAAUACUGUUAAUAUUAUUUUUAAACAAGUAUUUGAUCUUGCACAUAAUAAAAAUAUCUUACUUAAUAUUUUUGAGAAAUUAGCUAAUGAUCAAAGUGCAGGUAUUAAAAGUGAAAUGAGAAGAUAUAUUUGUGAUGUAUUAUCAUUAGAUCCUGGGAGAUUUAGUGAAUUAUUUAGAAAUCUUGUUUGA